UCCGGUAGUUAAGUCAUUACUAGGAAGUCAGACUCAGAAUACCUAGCAACUGCUGACAACGAGUGGUACAUGCGACACAGUGACCAGACGCUGGAGAAAUAGCAAUGGCCACAUCGAGUGAUCUCGAUACCCUGAUCCAGUUGGAAGAAGAUGAGGAGGAGGACUUUGAGCUGACACAACGUCGUAUAGAGGCUGAGAGAGCUGCUAGGGAGGAAGAAGCGUUCAAAAGGAACACCCUCCAUCUUGACAUCCCCCAACUUCCAGACGGAAAAACACACCAUCUUUUCAUUUCCCACAGCAACGACCCUCCAGAAGAAGAAGCAUGGGCAGAGGAACUGGUCAACACCAUGGAACGAGACUUCGGCUUGAAAUGUCUUUGGCCAAAACGAGACUUCACUCCUGGCCAUGAUGUGGGAGCUUUGAUUCAGACAGGAAUCAUGUCGUCCAUGAAGGUGGUCUUCGUUCUGUCCCCUGCUUCCAUGGAAAGCCGAUGGUGCGAAUAUGAGCGGAAUUUUGCUUUUGGCAUUUCUGUUGAAAGUAAGGAAAAUCUCAUCAUUCCUGUUAUGUUGAGCCAGUGCAACUUUCCAGGCAUACUGAAGACACUGAAUUAUAUUGAUGUACCUGCUGGAGAGGACUAUGCCUUCAAAAUCCGUCGAUGCUUUGACGAAGACACACGCACUUUUGAAUAUCUUGUUCCGGAAAUGAUGAAACACUGGAAAAACGAUAACGGGUCAAAGAAUGGAACUGUUGUGAAGAUAGUUGGAGAAAGAAAUGUGAAAUCCAUCUGUAGGGAACCAGCCUGGUCUUUUCGAGAUCUCGACAAGCACCAGCGCUACCAGCUUCGCCAACUUGGAAGCAAGAUGGAAAAGAGAUUGAGAGCUCGACUGCGAGCAUAUUCUAUUGAGCGUGUUUUUGAAACAAAUAUCCUCAUCGACUAUAAAUCAAGAAAAUGUCAACCAAACUUGGAUGUCACGUAUUACGACCUACAACCAUGUAUGAAAUACUUAUGUGACAUCAUUGACGGACCACGUGAGGCUGGUGAAACAGUCCCAGACAGAGGCGAAGAGGGAGGGACACGAAACACUGGAAAACGUUACAUACUUUCUCUCAUUGAAAGAAAUUAUGACUUUCUGUUUGGUGACAGUGUUGACACAUCUGUUGUGGACAGGCAUCCUACAGCACAUAAACAUAAGUGCAUUUGCGAAAUGUUGGAAAAACACGUGAGGCAAAUGAGUGAAGAACAAAUAUGACCCAUUUAUGUAAAGUGUCGAAGACAAGCGCACCUUGCUUGCAAUGAGAGCAAGUUCAGGAGAACCGGGUGGCAAGAUGACUGCAUGUCAGAGUGCACUGAUGGCGAGGAUCGUCGCCAAUGAUUUAGCAACUUGUAUAACUUGUAUGACGUCAUUUACAGGUAGUUUAGUUGAAAUUGGUCAACUGCAGCGUAACAAAAUUCAAAAUACUAAGUCUUUUAAUAGUUUUGU
Molecule: messenger RNA, 1481 nt
Organism: Haliotis rubra (blacklip abalone)
Lineage: Eukaryota; Metazoa; Mollusca; Gastropoda; Lepetellida; Haliotidae
Exons: 8
Coding region: 105-1250 (381 amino acids)
Biological process (GO): signal transduction
Source: RefSeq, a predicted model, not a curated record